CGUCAGUGGCAUGUGACGCCCCCAAAGGAAAGGAACAGGAGGGGAAGACCAUCAACCAACUCUGGAGUUUAUGAGAAGUUACGUUUCAAUCGUGAACUUGACUCCAGUUGACGUCUAACAGGAAGAAGACAUCCGCAGGAGGCAAAUAUUUGGUCACGUACACUUUACAUGCUACAUUUUCAUCUCAUUUCACGACCACCGGAAGAUUAUCCCAAUCGACCGGUAAAUCGAGAGCUUCGCCUUUCGGCUCAGCUCCUUCUUUACCACAAUGGAUCGAUACAAAGUCCGCAUCACUGCAGAUGCUGCGGCGAUCCGCCUGUCGAUCUCCCGUUCCAUUCUUCUCUCAGUCGUGAACAAGACCCAAAGAUACUUGAACUCCUCCACUUGGGGCAGGAUCUCAUCCCCGACCCGGAGAGGGCACGCCACCCAUUUCCGACUGAAGACCAUGGUCUGAGAUUUGGAGGUGCUGAUUCUCAUCCCAGCCGCUUCACACUCAGCCGCGAACUGCUCCAGUGAGAGUUGGAGAUCACGGAUUGAUGAAGCUAACAGAACCACAUUAUUUGCAAAAAGCAGAUUUUGCAAUACUGAGGCCGCCAAACCGGACCCGCUCUACGCCUUGGUUGCGCCUUGAAAUUCUGUCCAUGAAAAUGAUGAACAGAGUCUGUGACAAAGGGCAGCCUUGGCGGAGUCCAACCCUCACCGGAAACGAGUCCGACUGACUGCCGGAUAUGCGGACCAAACUCUGACUCCGGUCGUACAGGGACCGAACAGCCCGUAUCAGGGGGUUCGGUACUCCAUACACCUGAAGCAGCCCCCACUAACCUCUUGAGGGACACGGUUGAACGCCUUCUCCAUGUCCACAAAACACAUGUAGAUUGGUUGGGCGAACUCCCAUGCACCCUCGAGGACCUUGCCGAGGGUGUAGAGCUGGUCCACUGUUCCACGGGCAGGACGAAAACCACAUUGCUCCUCCUGAAUCUGAGAUUCGACUUCCCGACGGACCCUCCUCUCCAGCACCCCUGAAUAGACCUUACCAGGGAGGCUGAGGAGUGUGAUCCCCCUGUAGUUGGAACACACCCUCCGGUGCCCCUUCUUAAAAAGGGGGACCACAACCCCAGUCUGCCAAUCCAGAGGCACUGUCCUCGAUGUCCACGCGAUGUUGCAGAGGCGUGUCAACCAGGACAGCCCCACAACAUCCAGACCCUUUAGGAACUCAAGAGAAUGGCAGAGAAGGUGCUGGUCACAGGCGGUGCAGGCUACAUUGGAAGUCACUGUGUGCUGGAGCUUAUUGACGCAGGCUACCAGCCAAUUGUGGUUGAUAAUUUCAGCAAUGCUGUAAGAGGAGAAGGGGGUAUGCCGGAGAGUAUACUUAGGAUAGAGAAGUUGCGGGACACCAGCAUUGAGUUUUAUGAACUCGACCUUCUGGACAGAGCCGGCCUGGAUGGACUUUUCAAAAAGUAUUCUUUCAGUGCUGUGAUCCACUUUGCUGGCCUGAAGGCUGUUGGAGAGUCCACGCAGCAGCCAUUACACUAUUACAGGGUCAACCUUAUCGCCUCCAUGAACCUGCUUGAGGUGAUGCAGGCUCACGGGGUGCACAAUCUGGUGUUUAGCAGCUCGGCUACAGUGUACGGAGAACCCCAGCGUCUGCCCAUUGACGAGCAGCACCCCGUCGGCAACUGUACAAACCCUUAUGGCAAGACCAAGUACUUCAUAGAGGAGAUGAUCAAGGACCACUGUAAGGCCGAGAAGAAUUGGAAUUCAGUCUUGCUGCGAUAUUUCAACCCCAUCGGUGCUCAUUCCUCUGGCCUCAUCGGAGAGGACCCUCAGGGUAUCCCCAACAACUUAUUGCCAUAUGUCGCUCAGGUUGCUGUUGGGAGAAGGAAGUGCCUCAGCAUAUUUGGAAACAACUAUGACACACUGGACGGGACAGGUGUGAGAGAUUAUAUUCAUAUUGUCGAUUUGGCAAAGGGACACAUAGCUGCGCUGAAGAAGCUGGAGGACAACUGUGGGUGCAAGGUUUACAACCUAGGAACAGGAAUAGGCUACUCUGUGCUCCAGAUAGUAAAUGCUAUGAAGAAGGCCUCUGGGAAGGAAAUUCCCUACGAGAUUUCCCCCCGUCGAGAAGGAGAUGCGGCAUCCUGUUACGCUGACCCUCGCCUGGCUGAGAAGGAGCUCGGCUGGAAGGCUGACUUUGCACUGGAAAGAAUGUGUGAGGAUAUUUGGCGUUGGCAGUCGAUGAACCCCACCGGAUUUUCCAAAGAGGCAGCUUCCUGACCCCAUUCCAGUUUAUUAGAAUUGCUAAACCAAAGGGCCAAAGCACACAGUUUUAUUUUAUUUUUUUCAUAUUAAGUAAGGGGAUAUGAAUGAUGGUUUUAACCAAUUGGACAGGAAACAUAAGACUUUGGUUAUUGAAGUUGUUGUUUAAAAUGAACCCUACAUGCCUUAGUUGAGCAAAUAGAAAAUGUCAUGGCUGCUAAAACAGUGAUAUUUUUUUAAAAUGUUGAAUAUAAUGUUAUGGUAUGUCUGCGGAAAUUAUUCUUAUAUACUCCAAUAACUGUCAAGGGUGUGAUUUUAAAAUUCGAUGUUGUAUGGAAAAGGUGCCCUAAUUAGGGUUAGCAUCCCAUCACUUGUAAAAUGAGAUUGUUGAAAACAUCAUUUUGUUUUUAUCCGUGUCUCUUGCCUCCAUAUUGUUUGUUUGUUUGUUUUCUCUUUCUGUACUGAUCUCCAAGCCAUAAUCAUGAAUAAUAAAGUACUGUACAUGAAUACA
Molecule: messenger RNA, 2767 nt
Organism: Phycodurus eques (leafy seadragon)
Lineage: Eukaryota; Metazoa; Chordata; Actinopteri; Syngnathiformes; Syngnathidae
Gene: gale
Product: UDP-galactose-4-epimerase
Exons: 13
Coding region: 1222-2274 (350 amino acids)
Biological process (GO): beta-D-galactose catabolic process via UDP-galactose, Leloir pathway
Cellular component (GO): cytosol
Molecular function (GO): UDP-glucose 4-epimerase activity
Source: RefSeq, a predicted model, not a curated record